This is a messenger RNA of Penicillium canariense, 1587 nucleotides long. Its product is annotated as MFS transporter. NCBI's taxonomy places the organism in Eukaryota, Fungi, Ascomycota, Eurotiomycetes, Eurotiales, Aspergillaceae. Gene Ontology annotation, biological process: transmembrane transport. The transcript is spliced from 5 exons. The coding region runs from base 1 to 1587 and encodes 528 amino acids. The record is from RefSeq and is a predicted model, not a curated record. Gene Ontology annotation, molecular function: transmembrane transporter activity.
AUGGAUGUUGAACAGAACCCGAUCGUCAUGGACGGCGCAGUGGGUAAGGACGAAAAGUCCAAUACUGCUCGUUCUCUGUCCAAGACAGAAGCAAUCGAACAUAGCGAGCACGAUCUAUUACACGAAGAAAAUGUGGACACCGUUCUUGCAGCCAAGAUGACACUGAUCAACGACACUAUUGAUGAAAUUGGAUUUACCCCCCACCACUGGAAACUCUUUUGCCUGAAUGGCUUCGGAUACGCAGUCGACUCGCUUAUCCUCUUGAUCCAGUCCAUCACCGCCGGGCCAGCGGGCAUGGAAUUUCAACCGGGCUUCAAAACCGGCUUGACAAUCGCGGUAUAUGUUGGCAUGCUCGUGGGCGCUAUUUUCUGGGGGUUUUCCGCGGACAUCAUCGGCCGACGUUUUGCCUUCAACUUCUCGCUCCUAGUUUCGGCUAUAUUCACUAUUGUUGCGGGAGCCUCUCCUAGCUGGAUCACCUUGGGCUUGUUUGUGUGUUUGAGUGCAUUUGGAGCCGGAGGCAACCUCGUGCUAGAUACCACAGUCUUUCUCGAGUAUCUGCCGGGCAAGCAGCAGUGGCUACUGACUCUUAUGGCAGCUUGGUGGGGUCUUGGUCAGCUGAUUGCAGGUAUUUUGGCCUGGGGGUAUCUCCCUCAUUAUUCGUGUGCCGAUGCGAGUGACUGCAGCCGGGCUAAUAACCAGGGUUGGCGCUAUAUCUGGUACACAGCUGGAACAUUAGUCUUUGUGCUCUCAAUCCUACGUGUUACUAUAGUCCGACUAGACGAGACGCCAAAGUUCCUUCUUACUCAAGGAAAAGACGAACACGCAGUCCGCGUGCUCCAGACCAUCGCCAAACGUUAUAAUAGGCCAUGUAGCCUCACCCUCGAGCACCUUCAAGCCCUAGGGCAAACACAGAACCACAGCACGACUCGCGCAGGCUUAUCUCAACGACUAUUCUCUCCUCGCGAGGUGAGCUUCCAUUUCCGCGGUCUGUUCGCAACACGAAGAAUGAGUCUCUCGACCUUACUAGUAUGGUCCUCAUGGCUACUGAUCGGUCUCGCCUAUCCGCUCUUCAACGUCUUCCUACCCACAUACCUCGCCUCACGAGGCGCGAACUUCGGUCAACCGAGCGCCUACAUCACCUGGCGCAACUAUACCCUCAACAAUACAAGCAGCAUCUUUGGACCCGUGCUUGCAGGGUUUAUGUGUCGUUCAGGCUGGUUCUGGGGCCGACGAGGGACAAUGAUCAUCGGUGCGAUUAUUACGAUGGUCUUCUUUUUCUGCUAUACGCAGGUUCGCACGGCCAGUGAAAACGUCGGUUUUACGUGCGCCAUCAGUUUCUGCGUGAACGUUUACUAUGGCACCUUGUAUGCCUAUACGCCCGAGGUCUUCCCCUCCGCCCAUCGAGGCACGGGUAACGGAGCGGCGAUCGGGUUCAACCGAAUCAUGGGCAUUGUUAGUGCCGUUGUGGCCGCGUUCGCAAAUACCGAGACCGCAGUACCCAUCUAUAUAUGUGCUGCUUUGUAUCUCCUCAUGGCUAUCAUUGCCGCCGUCUUCCCCUUUGAGCCGUUUGGUCGACGCAGUAGCUAG